CAACCUUUGUCCUUCUCAAACCAAGCAGCGUCCAAAGAGUUGUGAACACUAUUUUUUGCCGAUAAAACACACAAUUUUAUCGCUAAACUUGCGCAGAGACAACCAGAAUCAUGUCCACGAAAUCCUCGAACAGCGUCGACAGCCGCACCGAGCUGGCGGAUCUAGUUAAACGAAAGGCGGAAAUUUCGGAAACCCUCGCGAACCUGGAGCGGCAAAUCUAUGCGUUCGAAGGCUCGUACUUGGAGGAUACACAACUCUACGGGAACAUCAUUCGCGGCUGGGAUCGCUAUCUGACGACGAACAAAACCACUAACUCGAAGGCGGACAAGCGCAACCGAAAGUUCAAGGAAGCGGAACGGUUGUUCUCGAAAUCUUCUAUCACAUCGAUGGCGGCCGUCAGCGGGUUGGUGGACACGAAUGAUACGAAGCAUGAGCGCAACUCGGAGUCCGACUCGAUGUCGAAUGAUGAUUCUAGUGACAAUCAGGCUACUACAAUCGUACCCGCUAACCACACUUCUUCAACCCUCAUCGGCAGCCAUACGACCAAUUCCAACCAUGAUAGUACGCUAAAGAACUCCAUUAGCAAAAACCUCGGUAGUCAAACGGCCAAGGGCAACAGUCACGACAAACCCGGUAACUCCAGCUUCCUGUCCCGGGACACCGUACCAACCAAGGAAGGCAGCAGCAGCAACAGCAGCAAUGCUAUUGGCGGAAGUAGUGGAUCCAAUGUUGGGCCGGCAAGCGGCGGCAGCGGUGGUUUGUUGAAAGAUGCGCCACUGGUGAAUAACACCAGUAGCAGCAACGCCAAUAGUACCCCUAGUAACUCGGCUAAACAUAAAGCGAGCAGUAGUAGCCUUGGGUCGAUGAAAAAGGGUAGCUCCAGUAAAAAGGUUCGCCAUCGUUAACUGCGAUCUGUAGUCUCUUUCGCGUGGUUUCGCGAUUUUAACCUGUGGUAACUACGGUACAUGCUCGUGUGUGAAGAGAGUCUCUAUAUGGUCAAUAAACAAACUUACUAUAACUUACUCAUAAACGCGUUCUCAGCUGUUUCAUGCCUCACUAUUAGGGUCACCAGUGGAUA
This is a messenger RNA of Anopheles darlingi, 1078 nucleotides long. It is a transcript of the gene Eaf6, whose product is annotated as chromatin modification-related protein MEAF6. The coding region runs from base 111 to 905 and encodes 264 amino acids. The record is from RefSeq and is a predicted model, not a curated record. The transcript has 3 exons. Gene Ontology annotation, cellular component: NuA4 histone acetyltransferase complex. Lineage: Eukaryota; Metazoa; Arthropoda; Insecta; Diptera; Culicidae.